Messenger RNA from Acytostelium subglobosum LB1, 1077 nucleotides. RefSeq lists its product as hypothetical. The annotation marks the transcript as partial. Gene Ontology annotation, biological process: adenylate cyclase-activating G protein-coupled receptor signaling pathway; cell surface receptor signaling pathway. Gene Ontology annotation, molecular function: cAMP binding; G protein-coupled receptor activity. The record is from RefSeq and is a predicted model, not a curated record. Gene Ontology annotation, cellular component: plasma membrane. NCBI's taxonomy places the organism in Eukaryota, Evosea, Eumycetozoa, Acytosteliales, Acytosteliaceae. The transcript has 2 exons.
AUGACACAAUCCCAAUCAAUGGACCCUGCAGCGGAGGUACAAAUCGAGGUGCUCUAUAUAGUACUGGUGUUUGCUGAUAUUACAUCGAUCUUGGGUGCACUCACUGUGCUUAUCUCAUUCUGGCGUCUAAAGUUGCUGAGAAAUCAUGUCACUCGCAUCAUCUCCUACUUCUGCAUCACCUCAUUCAUCAAGGAUUCAAUUGGACUGAUACUCACAUUGACCGGAGCCUCAAGUUUCAAUUCAUUCUCCUGUAUCCUCUACUCAAUCGUCAUUACUUAUGGCAGUCUAAGUUGCUGGCUUUGGACUCUUUGUCUUGCCAUUAGCAUCUAUUUGUUGAUUGUAAAGAGAUACCAGGAAGCCGAGAAGUUGGAGAAGUACUACUUCUUUGUGUGCUGGGGCAUUCCAAUUGCUCCAACAGUUGUGAUGUUGGCCAAAGACACGGUGGAGUACUUGGGAAGUUGGUGCUGGAUUGGCGAUGACUAUUCAAACUACAGAUUCGGCCUGUUCUACAUACCAUUCUUUGUUAUCUUUGCCCUGUCCGCCAUCCUCGUCGGUCUUACAAUGCGCUACACCUACCAAGUCAUCCACCAGGGUGUCUCUGAGAACAAGGACAAGCAUGGCACCUACCAAUUCAAGCUAGUCAACUAUAUUAUAGUAUUCCUUAUCUGUUGGAUAUUCGCCGUUGUCAACAGAAUACUCAACUCUCUUGGCCACUACCCGUACGCCAUCAAUCUGCUGCACACCUACUUUAGUGUAUCUCAUGGAUUCUACGCCAGCUGUGUGUUUGUGUACAACAAUCCUCUGCUGUGGCGCUAUAUUGCCGCCAGGGUGUUGGGCAUGUUUGCGCUGUGUGGAUGCUGUGUCGAGCGAUUCAAACGUCUGGACAGGAACAAGAACAACAACAACCAGUCACCCUACAGCUCGAGUCGUGGUGCCAACAACAAGAACAACAUCGACAUGGAAGAUAACCCCAACUACGAAGAGGAUGUCAUUGAGGAGGCAGCCGCCGACCCAACGGGAGCAGACACCAUCCCGCACAGCGGUGGUGGCCAUCACCCAUCCGCUGGAGGUGAGGCA